Uranotaenia lowii is the source of this 675-nucleotide messenger RNA. RefSeq lists its product as uncharacterized. The coding region runs from base 1 to 675 and encodes 224 amino acids. The record is from RefSeq and is a predicted model, not a curated record. Lineage: Eukaryota; Metazoa; Arthropoda; Insecta; Diptera; Culicidae. The transcript has a single exon.
AUGGCCAUGGAUGAUAUUGACUUCAGCGAGCUGAAGGAGCAACACCGCCAGUUGAGGAGAACCAUCAAGUCAAUUGCUGAAUUUGUCAAAGAAUUUCAACAAGGACUACAUGAGGUUGAGAUCGAAGUUCGUUUGGACACUUUGGAUAGUUCCAUGUGUAAAUUUUACGGAAUGCAGAGAAGAAUGAAGGUAAUCGUCGAUGACGAAGAUUUGGAAAGGAAGCCGGAUACUGAAGAGACGGAAGCACAACGAAAACGACGAGUUAAAACGCUAGCUGCUCGUCGUGAAGCUGAGUUUGACGAAGUAGCCUCCGAAGUUGAGAGGCUCUAUUACCCUUCUAAGGCUGCGUUGCUUAACCUUCGGCCUAAAAUGAGGGAACCAGCCGAAAUAGAGAAAGAUCCCAGGGUUGAAGACCCCGAUGUGUCUCGGGUUAAGCUUCCCGAUAUCCAAUUACCCAGCUUUGGAGGAAAAAUACGAGAGUGGAUAACCUUUCGUGAUAUGUUCACAAGUUUGAUCAACAACAACAACCAACUUUCUCCUAUUGCCAAAUUCCCUUACUUGCGAUCGUAUGUUACUGAUGAAGCCUUCCAGGAGAUUAGCUCUAUUGAAAUGAACGCUGCCAACUACCAAGUCGUUUGGAGCGCAAUCGAAAGGAGAUACACUCUUCGCUAUUGA